GCCUAGAUUACAGAGUGAGUAAAAAAUAAAGAUGUUGUCGUCUUGUGUUUGUGAUGAGUUUUCUUGGUUGUUUCAUUGAAAUGUCAUAGAUGUCGAUUUGUGUUUGUUUUGGUUAGUUUUAACUAGUUAUAAUUUCGUGAGUGUAGUGUAAGAAUAUGUGCACUUUAAAUUUAAUUAGGACGAGUUAUAUAAUGGAUCAAAUAUAAAAAAUGUGAAUCAAUCAUGAAGACAGUUCCUUCUGAACAAGAUUACCAUGACACAGAAAUUCAAGACGAUUCUAUUCAAGAGGCAAACAUAACUGUCCUUAAAGAUGGAUUAAAGGUUGUUGGGAAUCCUUGUCAGGAACACUUACCGAGAAGUAACAGUGGCAGUGACAUUCAAAAUACGUGUGAAACAGAGAACCUUAUUAUUUGUAACCCUGAUCUAGCUGCAAGUUUUCAAACAUUUAAGACAGAAAAACACAAAUUAAACCCUGGGCACUAUCUUCAAAAAGUGUUUUUGAGUAGUGUUGCUCAAAAGUUCAAAAGUCAAAGCUUACCUAGUUGUCUCGAAAAAAAGAAAUUCCAAAAGAAUUUAUAUUCUGAGGCUAUUGAUGAAUUAAAUGAGACAUCAGUUCCUUUAGUUGAAACAUCUGACAAUACUAGUUUUGGUAAUCGUGAUAGUAAAGAAUCAUUUUCGGGUGAUUGGUUUAAAACUUGGCCAGAAAGAGGGGAUAAAGUUUUAAUUCGAAAGGGAGAAUCAUACUCCGAUGAAAAAGUACAAACUAAUAUAAUAUGUGAUGAAUUUAGUGUUUCGGAAAUAUUAGUGAAAGAUAAUGAACUCAAAGGAAGUUCAUUUAACACACAAUCAAAAAGAUCUGUGGAUGGUUGCAAUUCUGAGACUGAUGAUACAUUCUUUGACAUCUCAAAAGAAUCUCAUUCAUGUAAAGAAAAUCUGUUUAAUGGUAGUUUAGAAAGAAGGCCUAUUAAAGAAUCUAAUAAAGCAAAGACAACACAUUCUGCAAAAUUUGAAGGAAGUUCCAAAUCAAUCCCCCUUGACAGACUGUUGGACAACUUUCCAUUAGCUUACAGUCCUAUUACUAAACAAUUACUCCUUAUAAAACCUGAUAAUGAAAGUAUUGUGAAUAUUUGUGGUGAAGAAAUCUACAGACCUGAUUCUCUGAAUGCAAUUACAAGGCGUAAUGCUGAAGAAAAAUUGAACCUGGAGGAGUCUUACAACGAUAAAACGGGUGGUGGGAAGGGACGGACAAGUAACCCUCGAGGUCUUGAUUGUGAUUUAGCUAGUUCUAAUUUUCAGCGCACAAGUGCGGAGAUAGGCUCAUUUUCAAGUACUGUGUCUAGUUUAAGUGAUAAUUCUCCUUCAACAAAUGAAGAUUCUGCUCUUGGAAGUCUAUUAGAUCAUGGUGAUACUUGUUCUCUUGUGUCUGUUGGUGGUUGUAGUGCCUUUUCAGAAGAUUCCAUAGAGGCCAAGACCAAAAAGAAAAGUCUAGCUGGAUUUUUCAGCAGAAAUGUGUUCAACUGGAAGUCGGGAUCGAGAUCGGAGGAUAGCAUCACUCGUAGUGUCGCCAGUUGGAAACUGUUCGGCAAGAGUUCGUCUCCGCAGUCCUCACACACCUCCCUCACAGUCGACCACUAUGCUGAUUCUGAUGGCGGGAGCCUGGCACCGGACUCGCCGUGUAGUGUUCGCUCCAGCAGCUCUGGCCCGAGGACAUUCUCUCACGAGAACAGGGUUGCCAGCAGUUCAGCCCUCAUACAGUUGGACAGGCCUGCCAACCUGCCAGCGAAGAGUGAGGAGGAGGAGGCUCGCCAUCGCCUCGAGUACCAACAGAUGGUGGAGGCUGCUCGCAAGAAAGAGCUGAAGGAGGCAAAACAACGGAAGAAACAGCUCCAGCAACAGUUGAGGGCUGAGGAACAGUUAGCCCAGGCUACAAGAGUGUGGACUCAGGAGAUCCUGCCUAGAUGGGACCAGAUGCACACUGGUAAGAAAGCAAGGGAGCUGUGGUGGCAGGGAGUGCCGUCGUGUGUCAGAGGCAGGGUUUGGCAACUAGCAAUUGGCAACCCUCUCAACCUCACUCACUCUCUGUACGACAUCUGUGUUCAAAGGGCUCAAGACAGACUGCGUAGCGGCGGUGGUUGUGACGAUGAGGAUUCUGACAACAAGGAGGCCAGUAUGCAGCAGAUCCAGUUAGACAUCAGCCGUACCUUUCCCCAUCUCUGCAUUUUUCAGAGGGGAGGGCCUUACUAUGACAUGCUACACUGUUUACUCGCUGCAUACGUCUGCUACCGGCCGGAUGUAGGCUACGUGCAGGGCAUGUCCUUCAUAGCUGCCGUCCUAAUCUUGAAUAUGGAGGCUGCUGAUGCCUUUGUGUGUUUCGCCAACUUGCUCAAUAAACCCUGUCACAUGGCUUUCUUCCACCUCAACCAGCCUCUGAUGGAGGCAUACUAUUCAACGUACAACGAAUUGCUGAGGGAGAAUCUGCCACAAGUCUAUGCCCAUUUCUCUCUCACAGCGCUCAGUCCAGAUCUGUAUCUGCUGGACUGGAUAUACACAGUGUUCACCAAGGCAAUGAGCCUGGAUCUGGCUUCCAGGGUGUGGGACGUAUUCCUGAGGGACGGUGAUGAAUUCCUCUUUAGGACAGCUCUCGGCGUCCUCCACCUAUGUCAAGACACUCUCCUCCAGAUGGAUUUUGUUCAUGGUUCCCAAUUUUUGACAAGGCUGCCAGAUGACCUCUCUGGGGAUCAGCUGUUCAAAAGCAUCUCCUGUAUCAAGAUGGCUGUUGGGAAGCAAUCUUUUCAAGACAUUCUUGCUGCCAAUUCCAUUGAUUGCCAUUGAACUUUCUUUUAUCUGUGUUUGUGUCUUUCCUUAUACUUAAGAGACAUAAUGAUUUUAAAUAUUGUAUGGAGUCACAAUAAUUGUUUGCUUUUACAGAAGUAAAAACAAUACAUCACGCAAUCUAAUUUUACAUUGAUGUGAAGUACAAUAAAACAUCAGUAAUCUCAUAAUUUUACAUAUUUAUGUAGUUAAUAAAAAAUGUCCUAUAUUAUAAGAAUUUAUUCAUUAUUUAUUUUUGCGUAUAGUUUAUUUUAAAAGUAUAAUUCAUUAACUUUGAUUUUAUGACUGCUUCAAUGUUGGUGAUAGUUACAUCUAAAAAACAUAUGAUUACAAUGUACUGUUGAGUUAAUAUUUUGUAAAGAUUUUAAAGACCAAUCUCAUUUUAUCAAUCUUCUAUAUUAUCUAUGAGAGGUAUUUAACUUAUUUUAUAUUGAAGCUUGAAAUAAAAAUAUGUUGAAGAACCAAUAAUGCAUUAACAGAAAUGUUUGAAAAAUUGUGCUUUUGAUUUAAAAAGUACAAUAAGUGUUAGUGAAUCAAAUAUAAAUAGCAUAUCAUUAAAAAUAUAUUAAAUUAGAGAAAUAACAUAUGAAGUAAGAUGUCUGUUUAUGUAAUUGAAAUUUUGAAUUCACAAAUGUUGACUACAUAAACAAUAAAAUAAAUUAAGUGUUGUUUAUAAUACAUAGUUAAUUACAUAAUUUCAUCAUUGCUUUUAUUAUUUCAUUACUAGAAAACUAUUGUGCAAUCAGAACAGAAUAUAGUAAAAUCAUAAAUGUGAGUUAUUGGUAUCUUACAUCACUAUCCAAAAUAUAGAUUCAAGGUUAAUUUUAAAGAGAACAACCUAGCAGUAACUAAAUCCAUAAAGUAAUCUAAUACAUGUUGUGUUCUCUCCUAUACAUAGGUAAAAUUCAAAAAUAUGUGUAAAAUUAACACCUGAAAACAGAUUGUAUAUAUCUAGUAAUAAGAAAAUUUAAAAUUGAAAUAUAACGAAGUGUUAUAUAUUUUUUUUUACUAAUUGCGGUUUGCAUGAAAAAUGAAAGUUAUGAGUUGAGGAUCAUGUUGUUAGGUUGUUCUGUUAUAUGAGGAGUGCCGUCCGUGUAGUCUGUGUCAAUAUGUGAUAUGUUCUCUCCAAGCUUAGCUCAUUAUGCUUAAAGAGAUGUAGAUUUGUAUUCAUUUAAGUCUCCAAGACAGUUAUAAACACUUUUAUAAAUGUUUAAAUCGUGAACUAUAUUAUGAAAGAUGUAAGUUGGUGUGUGUUUUGUAUAUAUUUAUAACAUGAUUUUAGAAGUUUCAUAUUAGUGCAAUUCUUCACAUGACAAUUAUUUAUUAUUGGCAAAAAUUUGCUUAUUGUUGUAUUAUGUAUAUAUUUAUUUUUCAUUGCUAGUCUUGGUAAGAGGUAAUUGUAUAAAUUUUUAACUUUUUAACUACAAAAUAAUCAGUUUGAAUAGGUUUGUUUUUGAUUUUACAAAUACAAAAAAUAUAAUAAAAAUAGUAAUAAACUGAGAAAUUGAAGUAAAGGCAACAAACAUCACUAUUAUUCAAUAUAUAAUAAAAGUUGAUGUACGUGAAGUACAUAUGGGUGUUGAGAAUCUCUUGCUUUAUUUUAAUAUGUGCUGAAAAGAUUUAGAACAUUUUGUCCUAUACUCUGUCCGUAUUUUAUUUGAAACUUUGAACACAAUUGUUGUACUUAACCUUUUCCACUUGGCUUUCUACAAUUUCGUUAUCUGCAGGAUUUCUGAUUUUUGGGUGUUCCCAUGUAUUCUUACUGUAUUUGUAUUUUCAUGCAAUCUGUUGACAUUUUAAAACCAAUCACUCACUAUUUUAUGUGGUGUAGGGAAAGAAAUCAAAAUAUGUAUGGUAUAGGAGCCCAGAAUCAGUUUGCAUUGUAUAACCAUACAGUCUGAAUAUAUUUAAUUCAACAAGAGAAUUUCCUCUAAUAAACAAUCAAUUAUCAGCAAGAGUAUUUUAGGUGGAGGCCAUAAUGUGAAGGUAAAAAAGCUUAAAGAUAUCAAACAUUUUUUUGUCCUAAUUUUCUAAACAUACUGAAAACUGACAGUCAGGCAUGUAAAUGAAAGUCAAAUAAACAUCAACUAACCAUAAACACACUGAUAUUUGGUAGAAAGUUAUGACUUUCAGUCCCUUUAUAUAGUUAUCUUACAGUGAUAUAACAAUAGGCAGUCUACUCAGAUAAAUAAGAUCUUAAAAAAAUUAUAGUUUGAUAUUUUUAACCCCUUUAAUGCCUUUCAGUUUCAAACUCCAUAAAAAUCAGCAGACAUAAAAGAUAGUCUUUUGGAUUUGGAUUUCUUUCUGUAUAUGUUUGGGUUUCUUUUCAAAAGAAAUUUCUGUAUUAAUAUCCUGAAAAACCAGAUUUUGCGAUUAUACAAUGCUAAUUGGCUUUCAGCUCCAGGACUAUUAGUUAGUUGUUGCCUUUUAUUACUGUGAACUCAGCUGUCUUCUAAUAACACCUGUCAGUUAAUAAGCAACAAAUUUACUGUACUUAACCCUUUGAGUGCUGUGGCAUUGGCAUAUCAGACGCAGUAAAAACCUUGUUUAUUGCCGGCGUCAAUUAGCACGACAAUCCAUAUUUAGAUGAUUUCUCCUAACACAGUUGAAAUAUCCUAAUAUUCAAAUAUUAGGUGGAGGCCAUAAUGUGAAGGUAAAAAAGCUUAAAGAUAUCAAACAUUUUUUGUCCUAAUUUUCUAAACAUACUGAAAACUGACAGUCAGGCAUGUAAAUGAAAGUCAAAUAAACAUCAACUAACCAUAAACACACUGAUAUUUGGUAGAAAGUUAUGACUUUCAGUCCCUUUAUAUAGUUAUCUUACAGUGAUAUAACAAUAGGCAGUCUACUCAGAUAAAUAAGAUCUUAAAAAAAUUAUAGUUUGAUAUUUUUAACCCCUUUAAUGCCUUUCAGUUUCAAACUCCAUAAAAAUCAGCAGACAUAAAAGAUAGUCUUUUGGAUUUGGAUUUCUUUCUGUAUAUGUUUGGGUUUCUUUUCAAAAGAAAUUUCUGUAUUAAUAUCCUGAAAAACCAGAUUUUGCGAUUAUACAAUGCUAAUUGGCUUUCAGCUCCAGGACUAUUAGUUAGUUGUUGCCUUUUAUUACUGUGAACUCAGCUGUCUUCUAAUAACACCUGUCAGUUAAUAAGCAACAAAUUUACUGUACUUAACCCUUUGAGUGCUGUGGCAUUGGCAUAUCAGACGCAGUAAAAACCUUGUUUAUUGCCGGCGUCAGUUAGCACGACAAUCCAUAUUUAGAUGAUUUCUCCUAACACAGUUGAAAUAUCCGAGUAACCACAUAAUUAUCUGCAUUGAUAUAUUUCAAUGUAUUGAUUAAUGGGUGUUUUUUAUUCCUGUUAGUCUCAUGUCUAUUUUAUGUUGUUAUGGUCUGUCAGCUGAUGAAUUUGUCAGGUGAGAAUUACACAUUUGGCUAGUAGCACUGUUUACUUCAUUUUGCAAUUGUUUUAUGUAAAAGCAAAACAUAAAUCAAUGCACAAUUUACAUUAAUUAUUAGUGUAAUAAUAUCAAUAUUUAUAUUUGGAUGUUUCUAUAGCAGCGAGCUAUUGUUUGUUUUAUUGUUUCCAGUAUACCUGCUGAGUGCAUACAAUUUUGACAAUCUAUUGUUGACCUUAGCUUAUUAUGGAAAAAGUAUAAUAUUAUACAUGAAUUUUAUUUAUAAUUUCUCCACAUGGUAUAGCUACAUAAAUCUAAAAAAAAAAUAAUACAAAUAGACAAUUUUGAGUGAAACUCAAAAGUUUGUUGUAAAGGUAAAAAAUGUUUGUAUUUUGUAUAUUAUUUUUGCCACAAGACAUAGGUAUCAUAUUCUUCAUGUAUUGCAAAAAAGGGGGGGGUUAACAUAGCGGAUUGGCUAUACCACUCAAAGGGUUAAUACCAUAUUUCAAUAAUUUAACAUUAAUAGUUUGUUUAGUAAUAUUAGCUUAAAGAAAAAUUUGGGUUUGAUAUUUAAAAUAAUUGCAAAUAGUUUCUUUUAAGUUUAAAUUAUAAAUAUGUAAAUUUCUAAUUAAAUAUGCUUCAAACAACAACGAAAUGUUAAAAGGUACAAUAUAUAUAUAUGCAGUAUAUUGUCAAUAUUAAUUAUGUGAGUCUAAAGAGAUAAUCAAUAUUAACCUCUUAAAAGAGGACCAAUGUAUUUUGUAGUAAAUAAGGGCAGUGUGCAGUUUUGGCCAAGGUGGAGCACCACAUGUAUUAUAGGUGAGCUGGUGACCGCACAGUCUAAAAUGCUGGGUUUGGAUCUGAUUUCGAGUUGAGCACAACUCUGAAUCUUGUUUUUAUGCUCUUGUUGUUAUCAUAGCACUUUUAGUUAGUUCUGUACUGACUCUUCUUUAUUCUGUUUCAUAAGAUCCUCACACAAGUCAGUAGCCUAUCAGGAUGGGUUGUGUAAAGCAAAAAGACUUCAAUCUGUCUUAAAAAAAUACAUGUAUAUAUACACAAAAUUUGGUUAAAAGAUUAAGGUGGUACAAGUUGGUUUUUGAAAAUAUAUUUUUAAAUUUGAGAGUCACAGCCCGUAGAAAAUUUCCUGAAGACAGGAAAUAUGGAAAAAAUGUAUUGUAUUACUCCAUGUAGACUUAUAAGACAUUUAAAGUAUAAAUUUUGGGCAAUGUUUUUAAACAAACUGCCAUAUUUUUAAUAGAAUUUUUUAAAAUUACAUCUUUUUAAAUAAAGUAUUACUUAAAAAAAUUAAUUCUUUAUAAUUAAAGACACGUCAUUCCCUUCAAUUAUCUUUCACAUACUAUAAAAAAAAUCAUAUCCUUAUCUCCAGCCAUUUUUCUUUGUGCCUGAUCAUAACAUGUCUCUAAAUACUAUUUUAAUCCUAAAUUUUCUUGUUAAACAAUAUAAAUUUUGGUCUAGUUUUUUUAUCGUCCUGGCAGGUAUUUUACAAAAGAAAUUUAAAAUAACGAUUAAAAAAACUACUCAAUUAAAUACAAAUUUUACCACAUUAAUGCUGACUUACCUUAUUUCUUUACAGGUUUGAUAUUUAAGUAACACUUAGGAAAUGUUUUCUUAUGGUUUUCAAAAUGUGCUUUAUUAUGGUGCUCUGAGUAAUAAAGUCAUUAUAUCAAGAUUGUGUUAGUGUUAUUUAUUCACAAGAUAUAGGAGAUAUAGUAUUGCUGAUUAAUUGAAUGAUUGUACUGCUAAAUAUUUGCUAUUCAGAUUACAAAACAUUUUAUUUUCAGUAAGAAACUUAAGACCAAAUGCUAUCUGAAAUAUCACAAAAGUUACUUUCCAAAAAAUGUAAUACAAGAUUUAGUUUAUUAAUAUUGAUUAUAAAAAAUUUGUUAAUGAUUUUAUCUUUGAAACGCCACAUCAUUAUUUUUGCUGUAUACAAACACUUUUUUUAAUCACGGCUAUAAAAUAGAAAGUUGAAAAGUUGCUACCUAAUAUAACGCCAAACCAGACUGGCUAAUGGCGUGGUCUAGAGAGUAGAGUAGUAAUCACAAGAUAACAGAGUCAAGCAAUGUCAAGUAUGGUUGUUUCUUGAAUGAGUGAUGACUGAGUGAUCCUGUUUUUGCAAGCAGCCUUCCUUCUACCCGACCAUCUGCGGUAGUUCGGAAAUCACCUUUAAGCUGUUGAUGCUCAGAUUCAGUUGUUGUUCAUUUAAGACAAGAAGCUGAGGAAACCUCUUAUUGCCCGUAGUCCUAAAAAGAAUCUCUGAUUUUGCUUUCAAAAAGAGAAAGAAUAUUCUGGAUGUGUAAGUUUGGGGAUCUCCUGUCAAUAUCGUAGGUUAUAUGUACCAUAAGGAUAACAGACACUAUAUCUAAAUCAUGUUACCUUGUGAGAAGGAAAGGCUAGCUUUGUUUCAGCCUCUUCAAGUCAAAGCAGUAAGGGGACAAUACUCUCUCAUGUUUAGGCUUCCAAUAAUUUUCAACAUUAGGUAGCUCCAGUCACUCCAACAGCCAUUCUCUGCAGUAAACUAGACCUAUCAAUCGACUCUUUUACUCAGAUAUCUCAACAUUUGCAGUUAGUGAUGUGCUGCUCUUUAACAUCCAUGGGGUUUUUUUUCAAAUGUAAGUGACAAAACGGUUUAUGCUUUAUUUACUGAAGGGUAAAAUAAUGUAUAAACCAGUCAGAUGAGUCCUCUUGGAGUGGUUCAUUUAAUAUUAGAGUGGUUUUUUUUAGUCCAAACGUCACCUAGUAACUGGGUUUUAUUGCUUUGUAGUCCAAAAUGGGAAGAUACUAUUCAUCAGAAUAGACAAAAAUAUAAUAAUUGAUUCGAUUCAAAUCAUUCUCAUCUGUAGCCUACGUGAUUUUGUUCAUUUUCCAAUAAUUUAGAUUAUGAUCUCACCCACUCUAAAUAGAUAUAAGAAGUAACCCAUUACAAAAUAUUUUAUAUUUGAAUUACUAAAGUAAAGUAAGUGUUUUUAUGAUUUACCGUUUUAUUUCUUAGAAUUUAGUAUAUUUUAGUUUACAAAAUGUGUACUAAAACAAACAAAAAUAAUUUUAAAAGUAUCAAAUGUAACACUAAGUAUGAUGUUCACUUUGAAAACAGGUUGUUAGUUGCAUAAUGUUUUGAUUGUAUUAGUUACACAGGAAAUAAUCAUUCAUACAGAUAUGAUGUGUUGAGAUUUGGGUAUUAUUUCAGUUAGUUUUGAGUUCCAACAAUAGGACUGCACCAUUUGACUUUCAUUAUUACCGUUCAAUCAUUUGCUACUUGACCUCUAACUCCAAAGAUGGCAGUCCGAGCACUCAAUUUUGCAAUGUUUUCAAUUUAUAGCAUUGCAUGAAUUAUCUCUGUGUGACUAAUACAAUAAAAGAUAAUACUUUGUUUCAGUACGAUUAUAUACAUAUCUUAUGCAUGUAGUAAAAUGUUAGCAUUCUAUUUUUUAGAAAUUUAUGUACUACUGUAAAUUUAUAUACAUGGUUGGUUGUAUUUGUACAAACCUUCUUUGAUUAAUGCAGUUGCUUUAAAUUUUGAUUGGUGCUUUAACCUUGCUUGAAAUAAUAUAUUUACUUCUCUUUAUACUCUAACCCCGGUACUUGCUGCAGUUGAUAUUUUUACAACACAGGGCACUGAAUACAGUUUUACAGUACAGAUAAGCACCUUUGAAAAGAUACAGAUUUGUACUUUCAAAGUCUUGUUAAUAAUUAAUUAUUCAUUUACACGCUAUUUCUGUUCGUUCAAUGUAUUUGUUUUUCUCUGCCGAUCCUAUCUGAUUUAUUCAGAAAGUUAUCACUGGAAAGAAGUUGACAUUUAAUUUUAUCUACUUUGAAUUAGUUGUAAAAUUAGAAUACUGAGGUUUUUGUUUCAUUUAUAGGCUGUGUUGGACAGGUGGUUAGUAUAGCUAAUCUGGUUUCACAUUCUUCGUGAAAUCUCAAUAACACCAUACAAUACUUUUUAACACAUUAACGGCUGUGCCGAGGCAACCCACAAGACAACCAUGGUCGUUAUGACAGCUUUUCGCGUGGAGUUAGCCGACAGCAUCACUAUGCAGCUGGUAGCCAUUUUCUUUUGAUUCCCGUUUGUGCUGCACUCUGACAGAACUCGAUAAAAUGAUUUGAACUAGAAAGAGUUGGACAUUUCGCAGGAUGUUGUCUUUUGUUGUAAAGUGUUUCUCCAACUGAGAUUGAAAGAUUUAUCAAUUAUUGACGCAAUUUGUCAGGCCACUUUACCCAACAGGUUGUUGCUAACAUAUAAACUGGGUUAUGUCGUUUGGUAAUACAAAAAAUAACUCUGUCUUAUAUUUUCAUUCAGUUUAUCACAAAUUUUAUUUUGCUUCAUUUUAUAAAAUUAACAAACAUUACUUGUGAAUGUCUCUGAAACUUUUCUGACACAAAAAUGGUUUUUGUGGGCAUUCACUACUUAAUGUAGUCACACCUUAUAAGAUGAUAUGUGUGUUAUAUAUCUUGCCAUAUUAUGUCCUAUUUCUGCAGACAUUCUUUUAUAGCAAAUUUUGAACAAUUUUGUUGUUUAGCGUUUUCUAGCUCUUUCCCCAACAAAAGGAGAUGACAUCAUUUAAUGGGGAUCAGUUGCUGUUAUUCUCAGAGUAUGUGGUUCUUUAUGCACGCCUUUCAAUGAACAGACCAAUUUUUCUUUGAACUGAGUAAUAUUGUAUGACACUAUACUUAUCUUGAUGAUAACGUAUUAAAGAUAUUUUUUAUUUGAUUUGAUUGAGACCACAUGUUUCUUUUCCUGAGCAUUAGGAUUUGUCUUAGAGUUCAGGAAACUAUUGUAAGCCAACCAACUGUUAAACACUGAAGUCCCAAGCGGAAGUUCCUCUCCUACUUUGUGUAACCAUAGCAUUGUCUUUUGUACUGUAGUGCUGUAGAAUGACAUUUGAUCCGAAAGAUCAGUCCCAACUUUUGCCUUAUUGUAGUCAACGAAAAUAUUUUGGUCCACUGGUAUUUUUAGGGUCAAGCACGGCAUAUUCAGACCUAUGUAUGUAUAGAGCAGGUGUACUUCGCUCUUAUCUUUCUAUUUAAUAACCACUAUGCCUGAUUGUUUUCUGAGCACACCAUUUCAACCUUAAAAAGUUUUUGUUUUAAGAAGUGUUUUGACAAAAAUCUUUGUGGUUCUUUCUCAAAGUACCAGCGAGAUGUGUUUGAUAUGACAUCAGAUUGGCAAGUUCAACAUAGGUGUGAUAAUUGUCAACAUAUAGGUUAUGACCUUUAUUCAAACUGUUUGUCAUAAGCUCAUUUACUACUUUGGCAGACAGAAAUACAAUGUGAUUUUUCUGUAAAAUGGCAGUAAAACACUUCCGAGAAUGACUAACAACUUUACAUGUAAAUAUUCGUGAUGGGCUGAAUUACACAAUGCUUUAUAUAUAUGAUACUAAUAAACAAAUCAUCAAAUUGUAGUUAUUAGUGCCCAGUAUAGAGAAAAAAAGCCAAAGUUACAAGAAUCGAAAUUAAAAAUAUUUGGUACUUUACCACUAAAAUGUUAUGUAAGUAGUCGCCAGUUAGCGUGUUAAACUAGACAAAGUUUGUUAUCUUUUGUAUAUAUCUCACAUUCCCAAAUUUAAAUUAUAGUGUCUAUUUCCUAAGUAUGUACAAUUUAUUUUCACAAUUCAUAACUUUAGCUCAUGUAAAAAUAUACACAAUAUAUUUUAAUAUUCUCUAGGUUUUGCUGAACAACAUGACAUCUAUAUAAAUAAAAAUAUAAUGCUGUUUGUAAGCACUUCACUUGAGAAAUGCUGGACUGAUUUGGUUAUUGUUUUGUUUUAAACUGUUUAGUAAAAUAAACCAAAUUAGGUUUUAUGGAAAGAUAACUUUUAAAAGUUGGAAAAAUGUAUGUGUUUUAGAGUUCCCGCAUGAACUAAACAUUCCAAGUGAUUUGAGAGGUAGUAGUGGAUUGUAAAAAGCAAUGAUAAUAGUGUUUGCUAACUUUUACUAUAAACGGUGCCAGUGAUGUAUUUAAUUGAUUUGGUGUAUUCUGACUAUUAUUUUAAAACUACCAUUGGAAUUCUGCAAUUAACCAGGUCUAUUCUAUUCUUCUUAGACUUUUAUUUUUCCCCUUGUAUUAUUUUAACAUGUAUAAUUCAAGGUGUGGAAGAAGCAUUCCUUGAUAAUCCGAAUUGUCCCUUCUGCAGAACAAUUACUUGAAUAAUACAAGUUUUAAAAAGGAAACUACCAAGAAAUAUAAUGUGAGGUAGAUAGUGUAUUUUUAUGCUGAAUCAUCCAUCCCUCACCUUGCUUGCACAUUUGUUUAUUUUCCCAUUUUAGUUUGUAAAUGCAACGAGGCUCAUUUUAUUAUUCCCAUAUAAAAUAUGUAUUUAUUCUCAGUGACUGUAAUUUUGUUUUGUUUUAGUGAAUGAAAAGCAUUGUGCCAUUUCCACAAUGUUUUUGAGAAUCCCUUUGUGUACAAGAUUCUCACAUGGCAAAACUUGUACAUAAGGAAAAAGUUAUUGUAGAUCCAACUAUGGUUGGUUUUAGAAAAUGCUAGGUUGUAAACGUUCGGCAUACCAUCUUUGCCACUUCGCUCUCUCAAUGAUUGUGAAAAAAAGAUAAGGAAAACAUUUUAUAAUCAUUAUUGAAGAAAAUUAAAUGCCUUGUUGAAGUUAAUGUUUUUUAUCAGUUAAUUGUAGUCUACUAAAUUUCACUUUGUCUAACAAUCAAGAAAUAUUUAAAAAUUUAACAUAAUGUAAACAGUGCAGUUAUUUACUAAUGAUAAAAUGUACACCAAUAAUCAGUUAUAUAGAUCGAUGUAAUCCACUUAUUUCACUUGUACAUUUUUGACACAACUAUCGAUAAAGUUUGAAGACAUAGUAUCACACGAAUUCAAACAUUAACAUUUGAUAACACUCAAAUUUGUAUAGUUACCCAUGAUAUUAGCUUUAUUAAGUGGUAACUGAAUUGUGCUUCAAAAUGUAUGCAAAUAUAAAGCAAUGUUUGUGCUACAAUACUAUCUCAGUACAUAUUCAAUUUGACCUGAGCUACAGUUUCUAGCUUGUAACAAAGAAAUAUUACCACAGUUUCUGAAUGCUAAGUAAAUGAGCUUAAGUGAGCAAGCAGCUUCUACAUAGGCGUUGGUUGAACUGUCACUGAAUACCAGGAUAAUCUGAUUAACUAUAAACUGAAAGAAUAGGAAGUAUGUGAUAAAUAUGUAAAUGCAGUAGGUUUCUGAAGAGAGUUGAGCUCCAGCAGAACGAAAUUAUUUAAAUAUGAUCAGUGGGAUCAAGUUUUAAAAGAGAGUAGCAACUGAAUGGUGUGGUUAAAACAAAUAAACAUAUUUUAAAAUUCACUCUAUUCUAUAGUACAAAAAAAAUUAUCAAAUUGUGUAAAAAAAAUGAAAGGUCUAUUGUUGGGAAUUCACUAUGUAUUUAUUUGCUACUGUUAUACAUGCCUUGAACCUUAUUGAAAUUAGUGAAGCUGAUUGAUUAUUGGUACAAAUGAUCCUUCCAACCCAAAUAUUCAAUUAGACAUUUAUAUUGUUAAUAUGUAAUACAGUAAAUAAUAUUUCAACACCUUUUUACUCUUAACAGGCUUAUAAUUUAUAUCAAUUUGAUCACUUGAUGUGUCAAUUAUAUAAAUCCAUCAGCAAGAUACUCAUUAAAUUUGUUAUUUUUAUAGUAUACAUAAUGUAUUUUGUAUAAAUUUUGUGUAUAAGAUUUAGAUGUAGCUUUAAAUAUAUUUUAUUUUGUGUUUGUAAAGUUAUAAUAUUGUUGAUUUAAAGCCAUUUUACUUUUAAAGAUCAAAACAGUUUUAUUUGUUACUGCAAACUUAGAAUAUAAUAUUGUUAUCAUUUGUUAGUUUAUUAUUAUCAUGUAUAUUAUGCCACCUGAAUUGUUUGCCCACAAAAUCAUAUUUAUAAGUGAUGAUUUUAGAAAUAAACAGAUUAAUAUUUA
Homalodisca vitripennis (glassy-winged sharpshooter) is the source of this 14126-nucleotide messenger RNA. RefSeq names its product TBC1 domain family member 14-like. The record is from RefSeq and is a predicted model, not a curated record. NCBI's taxonomy places the organism in Eukaryota, Metazoa, Arthropoda, Insecta, Hemiptera, Cicadellidae. The transcript is spliced from 9 exons. Bases 223 to 2832 code for a protein of 869 amino acids.